Messenger RNA from Schistocerca serialis cubense, 8207 nucleotides. RefSeq names its product inositol polyphosphate 5-phosphatase E (gene INPP5E). The transcript has 7 exons. Gene Ontology annotation, biological process: phosphatidylinositol dephosphorylation. Gene Ontology annotation, molecular function: phosphatase activity. The record is from RefSeq and is a predicted model, not a curated record. Bases 110 to 1864 code for a protein of 584 amino acids. NCBI's taxonomy places the organism in Eukaryota, Metazoa, Arthropoda, Insecta, Orthoptera, Acrididae.
UGACUCAUUGGAAAACUUCCAGACGAAGGCGAAAUUACAAAAGAAUUAUCAGUCUUCUGAAUCCUCGAGUGAUUUAAAUAACAGCACAAAAGUGGCACUGUGUUGUGCAAUGACAGAGCGUUCCAGAUCAUCAAGCAGCAACCAGCGGUCUGAUUAUCAGUGUGUUGCCGAAGAUAAAUCAAGUAUAAAAGCCGUCGCUCAGUUGGGGACAUCGGCUGAAGAAAAUACUACCAAAAAAGCCUUCAGCGACAAGAAGUCGGCGUCGUUGGAGGAAACAUUUAGUAUAAAUUCCGACAUUGCGAGUAAUAGAAAGCAAAAUGAAUCAAGUUCUGGAGAUAGAGAAGAAACGUCAUCUGUGCAUCACGAGUUGUCCCUAUCACCAUCGGCAAGCGAAAUUUCUUCUUGUGAAUCUUGCUCACCUAAAAAUUCUGUUUCACAAGCCCGCCUGAGAAGGCAACUACUCUCUCAGAGGAGAUCGGCAGAUAACCUUGUAUCUUGUGUGGCACAACAUUCCUCUCCUGUUUCGAACAGGAGUGCACCAGAACAGCGUCGUUUUAAAAAGAGAUCAUCGUCACAUGACGCUGCAGCAGUUCAGGAUGAUGACAAAAAAGAGAAGGCAGUUCUUACGGUAAAUAAUGAGAAUUCUGUGUCUGGAAAUUCAUCUUCCACAAGAGGACAGAAAUUUGUGGCUUCAAUGGAUAGUUUGGCCAGGAAUUCCUUACUUGCAGCACAAGUUCUGCAUUUGAUACCAACAAUCAAAGCUAGGGAAAGGAACUUUUUACAUGGCCGUAUUGCCGCCAAUUCACUUCUUGGAUCAGUGGAACUGGAACGCACACUGCCCCACCGUGAACUGCGGAUCUUUGUGGGAACAUGGAAUAUGAAUGGACAGCCUCCUCCACAUGAACUUAAUGACUUCAUGCUCCCAGCAACUUUAGAACAUGUCCCAGAUGUUGUUGCAAUUGGCACUCAAGAGAGCUAUUCGGAGAGGUUUGAGUGGGAAGUGAGUCUACAGGAAACGCUUGGACCUUCACAUCUCCUGCUCCAUUCAGCAGCACUAGGGACACUGCAUCUUGCUGUGUUUAUACGGCGUGAUCUCUUAUGGUUUUGUUCUGUUGCUGAGGAGGCAAGCUACAGUGUUCGACCUGGAACAGCAUUCAGAACAAAGGGUGCUGUAGCAGUGGCUUUUAUGUUGUUUGGCACAUCAUAUUUGUUCAUUACUUCACACCUUACAGCACAUAUGGAGAAGGUCAAGGAAAGAAUUCAGGAUAUCAAGAAAAUUGUGCGUUCAUUAGAUCUUCCAAAAAUUCUGCCGAUUCGUCACAAGAGUAAAGAUGUAACACAGAAUUUUGAUUAUGUGUUCUGGUCUGGGGAUUUGAACUUCAGACUUUCUCAGCCCCGUGAUGAAGUUUUGCAGUGGGUAUCAGAGCAAGAAUUCCCCUUGCCCUUGCCACAUAGUUUACACAGUGAUCAGUUGAAAGCCAUUAUUGCCGAAGGAAGUGUCUUCCGAGAUUUUGAAGAAGGUCCUAUAACAUUCCCACCAACGUAUAAGUAUGAUCCGGGAACGCAGAUGUUUGACAGUUCGCACAAACAGCGCACACCAGCAUACACAGAUCGCAUCUUAUACAAAUGUCGAAGUGGUCGUGGCGUUCUGCAGUGCUUGCUGUAUUCAUCAGCUCCAUCCAUCUGCACUUCAGAUCACAAGCCAGUGUGGGGCCUCUACAGCAGUGCUGUGCGACCUGGGAUUGACACUAUUCCUUUGGCAGCAGGCCUCUUCAAUCGUGAUGUGUACCUUGAAGGCAUCAAGCGACGUGCUGCUGCAUUGGAUAGAAGCCAAGGAACCUCGGCUAUUUGUAGUAUGCAAUGAGGAAUAUGUUUAUAAGGCAUAUGAUGAUAUUUACAAAACCUGAAUCAUCAGUUUUAUUUUUACUUCUUUUUAUCAAUUUUUGAAUUGUGAAUUUGGUCUGUUUUUAGUUUUUUUGUAAUGAGAACUGGAUGUGAACUUGAUUCCCAGAACUACAUAACAUGCUGAACGAUCGCUGAGUGACCUUCAGUAUUAUUAGGAUCCAAAUCUACAACUUUUGUAAUCUGUUUGGAUAAAACUUGUUAAAAACAGGUUCUGUGUCGCAGUAUUAUGACAAACCAGUUAGUUUAUUCUAGUCAUGUGACUAUAGAAGUUUUCUAUAUUGCAAAAUUAUGUAACAACUUUCUAGUCUUUACAGUGUAUACAGUAAGUUUUGAACUAUUUUUACUAAAAUACACACAUUUAUGUGCUAGUUGGUGUACUAGUAAGGAACAAAGCAAUACAUUUCUUGAUUUGUGUCUGAGGAUGUUCAUGAGCUUUAGACUACAACUGUAUUAAUUUGUUGCAAUGCAUGCUGCUUUCUAAUUGUCUUUUAUUUUUAGCUAUGUAAAUGAAUGUAUCUAAUGUAAAACAACUCUGCAUAUCACUCAUAUUUUAACUGAAAUUUAAAUGAGAGCAUAUUGCAAAGAUAUGAUUUUGUUAUAAAGAAGAAGCGCACUAAUUAAUUCUGAUUAUCGUAAAAUAGAGCAACAUUUCAUGUUUCAAGUCUCAGAACUUGGGGCCAUUUGCAAGGAGUUGUUAUGCUUGAGGGCAGCAACCAUUACGUGCAGUACAUUUACUGGACAUUUUGCAGCUGUCUCCUUGUUAUACGAAAGAUGGUUUUUUGCUCCCAUGGCUUUGUGUUCACCACAGGGGUUAUUAAUUUACUUGGAUUUAAUCUUUAUUUUUUAAAGGAUUUUUUCUGCUUUGAGACAUAGUAUUAGUGUGCUCAUAGUUAAUGUAUUGUGAAAGUGACAAUUUUAUGUUUACCAGUAUUUUAUCUCACUAAGUUUACCAAAGAGAGGAAGAAUCUGUUACGUUUGACAGGAAGAACUGCAUAUAGUUUAUGUUACAAUACAGGUAAUCCAAAAUUGGAAGUUCUGUCUUCUGCAGUUAUGAGACAGAAAAAAAUGUUUUAAAAUGAUAUAAAAGACAAACUAGAACUAAAAUUUUGGAUUGCAUUGCUAAAGAAUCAGAUUCUUAAGAAUUUUAUGUAAUUUUGGAGAUAAGGGAAGCAGUAUUCAGAUAAAUGUAAUCAAGAUCAAAAACAGCUUAGUAAAGAGAAUUAUAGUAAGAAAAAUGAUUAAUACAGCAUUAACAGGAUAAAAGUAACUCAGAAGUUGGACAGAAACAGAAGGAGAAAGGAGAAACACAAACUGUAAAGAUGAGUGUAAAAACAAUAAGCAAGUUAAAAAUGAAUAAGAUUCAAUAUAAAUAGAAGAUAUACUGUAUUUCUGGGGAUGGGGGAGUGGGUGUAGGGUAGGAUCAGAGAAGCUGAAAAUGAAAUAUCAAACCAGAAAAGAGACACGAACUGGAUGCAAGACAGAAUGUGAAGGAAAAAGGGAGUAACACAAUUGGACAUUACUAUAGGUUGAAACUGCAAGAGGAAGCAGAAGGAAAAUAAGAUAUAACUGAAUACUACUAAAUCUUGAAGUGGUGACAGUCAAUUCAAAGAGUGGAGGUGAUAGAAUAGAGAUACAAGGAUUUGUGUUGUGAAAUAUGCUUCGCAGGAUGAUACCAGGGUGUUGUUUCUUACUGCAACCAUAGAAACAUAGGGAAGCUCUUUGGAAUCAGUCUUGUAUAGAUGUGUUGAUGGAUAUUACUCCUGUGAGAUGUACUUGUCUCACACUAUUGGGCUGGCUUUACUAUUGUAUUGUACUUGUCCAUUUUAUCUUGUCUUUCUCAUUGAUCCCUCCUCCCCCCUUUACCCAUCCCUCACUUCAGGCCAUCCUACAUUCCAUCUCUGGGGCCUCUCUUUCCGAACUCAUUCCCGAUUCUUCUGUUUUCAUUCUCUUCUUUUAAAUUUUUUCACCUUUUUAUAUAUACAUUUUUUGCAUAUGUUUGUUCUUAUCUUAUCAUGAUUCACAAUUAGUCACAUUAACAUAUUAGUUGUUCUGCACCUUUGUACAUCACUUCUCUUAUCUCAGUCUGUCUGUGUCAUAAUUGGUAAAAAGUAAUUUUUGUUUUUGAAAAAACUGAAAUUUACUUUCAGCCUAUUUAUGCUGUUCUACUACAUACUUUAAUUCUGAUGUGUUUGUUUAUUUUAUUAAUCUGUGAUGUAGGUUGAAACAUUUUUUCUGUGUCACUUUUAAAUUAAGCUGUACUUUGUUUUAAGACACAUUGGUCAUGUAAUGUGGAAUUACAUAAUGAUAUUUAAUUUGUUUUAUUUUCCAUCCUCUGUCAUUCCUUAUUUCUGUACCUCUUGAAGGAUAAUUGAGCUGGAAAGCUGUAGAAAGCAUCCACUAUAUUGUGAAUGUACUAAUCAUUUUUAGAAAAAAUUUGCAAUGCAAGUGAUGACCUGGCUUUUCAUUGUUAUGUAUUUGCUCAUAUUUUUUUGUGUACUGACAUUUUCCAUACAAGAAAAUAUCUUAAUAACCACCUAUUGUGUGAUGAAAACCAUGCUUUUCUGUGUCUCCUCUGUGUUGCUUAUCAUUCCUCUUUCAGUGACUGUUCUGUCUUGUGCUAGUCAUUUCCUAUUAGCAAUUUAGUUCCCAAACUUAUAUAACAGAAAACAUUCCAUUUUGUACCUGGUUUCCUGCUCAUAUGCAACAUAGUGUGAGCUGAUUUUCCUAAGAGACUAAUUUCUUGUAUUUCUGACUAGCAAAUGUAUAUUCUCGUACAAAGUUUUGAACCAUGCACACACUUUUUAUUUUUAUAGCAGUUGGUCAUUGUGAUUGUAUUUGGUAGUUACAUACAGUCAGAAUGACAGUUUUAAUGUUCCUAUAUGUUAUGCUAUUUAAAAUAAUUACCUCUAUGACUGACAUACAUGCUACAUUUAUUGGUUGUGAAAACUGUUGACAAAUUCUGUGUAACAUCCAAAUUUCGUGAGAUAGUAGGAAAGAAAAACUAAUAGUAGUCUGUAUUACAAUUCUUUCUAUGAGCUCAUCAGAUGUCUUUUAGAACAAAUGUAACAUGAUAAUUAAGCUGUCCAAAUUCUCAUUAGUUUUGCAUUCUUGUAAAAAUAUAUUUCAUGCAUUGCUCAUAUUUAAAAAUAACAUCACAUUGUUGAUUCCUUGCAAUUUUCUUCCUAAUUUUUUAUAAGUUGGAGCCGUUCAGAUUAUUUAUCUUGCACAUAUAAAUACAGGUUUUCUUUUUUAUGUACUUAACAAAAGCAAUAAUAAUUAAGAAAUUUUUGUUUGUGUUAUGUUAGUUGCAGAAGUUUCAUUUAAUGUCAUUGUGAGUUUGUGAAUGUUCAACAUUUGUUGAUUUCAUUACUCACAAAUAAAUAAAGUGGAGGCCUAAGACAGCUUUGGCAAAUAUUGGAAGUGGAUGUGUUAUUGUGUCUAUCCUAUUGUUAAGGUAAGACUACAGAAUAAUUUUCUCAUAUCUGUUGCCAUACAGAUAUUGCAGAAUCUUGUGAAGUAUAUUCAAGCACACAUGAGAACAUAGGUAAAAAAUGUAGUAUCAUCAAACGUUUAUGUGUAUUAGGUUAAACCACAUCAAAUAAAAAAGAACCAAGAUUUUCUUCAAUAAAAGUUACUUUCACUGUAUAAUAUAUUUAGACUGUAUGUAUCUCUACAUAUCAAAUUCCCUUCAUUCACAGCAGAUAGUCUGAAGUUUAACCUGUGAUGGGACACAGUGUUUUUAUACUUCCUGUGCACAAGAUCAGAUGCUUUUCUUUUACUCUUCAGCAUUUGCUUUGCUUCUGAUAUAAAAAACAACAUUUUUAAUAGAGAUGUCAGGCUUGGAUUAAUAAUUCAGGGCUUUGUGGCAAUCACCUACAUUUUUCCAAUGGAUUAUUGUUUCAAUCUAGUAGGCUACAUUUGAAUAGCAUUGCCUGGAACACUGAUACAUUAGGAAUGCUGCAAAACAACAGUCAUGAAAGUGUGAAUCAAAGUAGCCACUUCCACUGUCCUAUGACCGGUAGCUUUAUAUAUUUAAGAAAUUUUGUGAUGUUCUAAUAAAGUCUUUACUGAAUCCUCACUGAUAACUUCAUAUUCUGUGCCUCAGCUAUGAAAAUACUGUACUAGUCUAGCAUGGUGAUACAUCUUGACUUAUAUAUGCAUGUGUUUUUUAAAAACGUUUCUUAACCAUGUUAGACAUUGCAGCUAUUUUCAGACCAAAUAAAUGUGAUAUAUAUUAUCUAUUCUCUGUAUAUGUUUGUACUGAUAUUUCAUUCUAUUUUUUGCUCAGGAUUCAGAAUACUUAUCCAAGUCAAAAGAAAUAUUUUUUUGAACAAAAUGCCUUUUAUAUUAAUAAUAUCUGUUUCUUAAGUAUGUAAAUAGUCAUCAAAGAAAAUGUUAAAUGUUCUCAAAUGUUUACAUCGUUGUCUGUGUUAACUGUUAGGCUGUAAAGAAUUGACUGUGAAAAUGAAGCUCUAAAAUGUAUCAUUCUCAGUAAUUGUGUUCAGACUUUUGAUUUAUAAAUUCCUUAUUUGUAUAUAGAAAUGCAUGUUUGAACAUAGUAUUGUGAAAAUAUGCUCAUGAUAAAAUGAAGUGAACUACUAUGAAAUAAAUAUUUGACAGAUCAUUUGGAUUUGGAUUUUUGGCAGUACUACGUAUUGUGCCUCCUCAAGGUAAGCAGAGGCAAGAAAAUCUGUCUCGUGAAGUAUAUAAUAAUUUGUGUUGGCAUGGUAAUAACUUUUGAAUCAUUCGAGACACAAUCUGGCACCAGUGAAAGCGUGCCUGAAGUCCAAAAAUUAUGUGAAUGUUGUUUCUCAAUGAUAACUAUAAAUUUUCUGCUGAAUGUUUCUGUCUGUUAGAUACAGAAACUGCUCUUCCACUUUACUGACAUAAACUAAAAAGGCUAUUGAAUGAAUUUGUGGACCAAUAAAGAGAUGUACAUAAACACUCCAUUCCUCCAAAAGUUAUAAUCGGAAGUGUUAAAUUAGUGAUGUGCUUCCAGGUGUGCAACCAAAUUGUUUCCAUGUUAUGCACAAUAUUUCAGUGAUUGACUCACUAGUCUUCUUCAGGUGUUGCAAGUUGUGCUACUAUGUGUACUUGCAGCGUAGACAACAAUCAGAAUGCACAAAAAAUGAAAACACAACUCUGCUGAAUAUCUGGAAAGUAAUCAUUACUCAAUCACACUGAGAAGUCUCAAAUCAGUAUUUUCUCAGGUAGUGCUUUCGAAUUAUUCUUGUUUGUUUAUUGUCAUCCAUUCCUCUGAGCAAUACCAAGAAACACUGCUAAUAAUAUUCAGUGUCUACUGAAUUGCAAAUUAUUCACAGUAUUUUUCUUGGUUUAAUGAUUUCUUUUAUUUCAAAAUUUGCAUUUUUCUGAAAGCUUUUUUUACUUGAAGUUGACUCAGUUAUUUAUUACAAUUUCUUCAGCCUAUUCUUGUAGCUCUUUACAGAAUUCUUGCUUUCAAUCCUCAGCUAUAAAUUUUUUUCAUGCAGUUGUUAGUGAAUACUCUAAAGAGGCUGAGGUGUUACAGAGGUUUAAUUUCUCCUGCGCAUUUCUUUUCCUUUGUGCUUAGUUUUCUGUUUAUGUAUCCCUCUUUCCCCUGUGGCAGUACUGAGUUAUUAAUUAAUGAUCAUAUGGAUUCAUCUCCAUGCAAGGAUAAUUGCAACAGACUGAAGGGUUUCUAAUUGUUUUGGGCUUUGAGACCUCACAAAGUGAUCUACAAACUAUUUUUUUUUUUUCCCACUCUCGAUUAUUUGCUGAAACACAUGUUCAUGUCAGAAAGGUGCAAACUGUUGUGCAUCUUAUUUUUAAAUAUCCCUCUCCUUCAGCUCUCUCCACAUCUUUUUGGUCGUAGCUUUUGUUAUAGUAAUGGAAUGAGUGUAGGUAUUGGGCUUCCUCUGUAUUAUAUCUUUAUUCAUUCCAUUGUUUCCAGCUGUUCCCUUUCUCUCAUAUCUUCCUUUUUUGCUAUGCAGUCUUCAUUUUAAAACCUGCUAUUUUGACUGUGAGUUUGUGAGAAAAGUCUGAUGAUUAAUAUUACUGAGAAUGAAACAUCAAUGGCAUCUUGUCCUAAUAUUAUGGGUACCUUUACAGUGAAAUAUUGUAUUAAACUGCAUCUCAGAGAAGUAUUUUUGUUGCUUGUGUUAAAUUUUACUAAGAUUUGUACUCAGUAUACUUUCUCGAUAUGCUUGUAGACAGUGUGUGUCUGACAAGCCCAGGAACAUGUGUCUUAAAUUGAUCAAUCCAUUAAAUGUGAAAUUGUUAAAUAAAAGAAGAAUUUGUGUUUAAAUAAAAUAAUGAACUUGUCA